Oppiella nova is the source of this 1537-nucleotide messenger RNA. The record is from the annotation of a GenBank genome assembly. Lineage: Eukaryota; Metazoa; Arthropoda; Arachnida; Sarcoptiformes; Oppiidae.
GAUGGUAGGGGCACGACACCCGGGGCCAUGACUCAUAACCCUAUAGGUCACGAUAUGACUUUACUAUCGAUGAGCGGCGAAAGCACUUGCAGUGAGGGAUCGGGUGAUGAGUCGAUCGAUGAGACGCUCAUCAGAGAGAUUGAGGCGAAGAAGAGGAGAGAGAAUGAGAUGAGAAGCGCCGGCAGAUCGGCGUUACCUAAACCACCGCCUCUUAUACCUCAACGUCAGUCAGCCCUUCAUAAUAGGGAACUGAUUCAGCACUCUAUCUAUGGCUCAUUGUGUGCCAGCACUAUGAAGGCUAGCGUAGAGGGCCGGCCACCAGCACCACCACCGGCCCAGACAUAUGGCGAGCGCCACAGUCAGCACUCGUCUCCAUCGCCUCCAUACCAUAGACUCUCAUCUAUAGCUCCAUAUAGUAUGCCAUACAUUAGUGCCGGUAAUUACGAGCGCUGUGGCAGUGGUGGUGCUCCGAGUGGCGCACCUGUGCUGUUGGCAACAACUGGUACGCGCGACACGUGGCACACGACCACUCCAUGCAAUACUGGCCCCUCUAUGCGGCCACAACACAGUCACUGCUGUGUCAAUGCAUUGCCACUAAAUAACAGUUGGCUUCACCACUCCAAUGGCACCGAUAUUAGCGGCUAUGCUGUACAUACAGGCAUGAAUUCCUAUAUGAAUCGUCAAACACGGGCCGCAUCGCCGCCACUGAUGCCACCCAUGAGUAUCAGUCCAUCGCAUUUGGAGAACACCCCGAAUAUACUGAACUCGAGACCACAUUCAGAUCACACACUCAGAGCUGUUCCCAAGCGAAAGAUGUCUGACUACUCAAUCGAGUCCAUACUGAACCUCAAACGAGACAAAGACAACAAAUAUAGUCAUAGUUAUAGUCAUUAUAGUAAACACGAUAUGCAGUCAAAGCUGACCGAAGAGCCCAUGAAUCUGUCGAAGAAGUGCUUAUCGACCGCUUCAUCGUCGCCUCCGCUGUCCAUCUACUCUGCACUCAACUCACCGCUGGGUUCGCCGCCAUUCAAGUCGAUGCCAUUGUCUCUCUUCACUCACAACAAGUCCAACAAACACCGCAUUUACAGGUCCCUCACAAAUGAGCGCACAUUUGAUUGCAAACAAUGCGGAAAAGUUUUCAAACGAUCCUCCACUCUGUCCACACACCUAUUGAUUCAUUCAGACACCCGGCCCUAUCCCUGCGUGUUUUGUGGUAAGCGAUUCCACCAGAAGUCAGACAUGAAGAAACACACGUAUAUACACACCGGCGAAAAGCCACACAAGUGUGUGGUUUGUGGCAAAGCGUUCAGUCAGUCCUCGAAUCUAAUCACACAUUCCCGCAAACAUACCGGAUAUAAGCCGUUCGCCUGUGAACUCUGUCCCCGAGCAUUUCAACGCAAGGUUGACCUCAGACGGCACCGGGACACCCAGCACCUACACAACACUGAUCUCAAACUUCAUGAUAGUUAUGUCUUCAAAUAAACAUCACCUCAGUGCAGACUCAAUCAGCAUUUCAAACAGUAUUACUGUAUCUGAC